Messenger RNA from Colletotrichum navitas, 2198 nucleotides. RefSeq lists its product as uncharacterized. Bases 265 to 1923 code for a protein of 552 amino acids. The record is from RefSeq and is a predicted model, not a curated record. NCBI's taxonomy places the organism in Eukaryota, Fungi, Ascomycota, Sordariomycetes, Glomerellales, Glomerellaceae. The transcript has a single exon.
UGGUAGCUUGAACCAACUCGACUUCCUCCUUACCCUUUGCUAGGAGUCUCUGUAUCUGUGCCUCACCAAUUUGGCGUCGUUUAUUCCGUUUCCUCCACCGUGUGGCCCUUUUCCCCACGCCAUGACUCAUCCGACUCGGUUAUUCCACCCUCAUCCACUCGGCUCAUCGACACAUCACCACACGUUGCCGCCAAGCUAAACAUUGCCAACCACUUUGAGGGCAAGAAACAGCAUCACGCCCCCGUAAUAGGUCUAUGCUCGCUCAUGGAACUGGAUCAGGAUGGGGGCCGCACAACCUUGCCUUUGUCUGAGGAGGGUGCCGAGUCCCAAGAUCUGACCAGGACAGCCCACGAUCUCAUAAAGCGGACCGCGACGCUAUGCGAGGAGCUGGAACAUUUGCGCCAUGCCGUCGAGGCGCAAGCAACGAAAGUGAAUAACCACUGGCACGCCUACAUCCCCGGGUUCAGCACCUUCUGGCAAGCCAACAUGAACCAACAUCACCGCGCCAAGUCUCUGCUACAGCGAUGUCAGGAGUCUACCGAGCCUGGCUCCGAAGCCGAGGGAUCCUUGUCUCGAGACUUUAGGCUGUUGGAAGGAGAGCUUUCAUCCUAUGAGAAUCACUGGUUGGCGAUUAAGAAGUGCCGUUCAGUUACCUGGUUCCGUUUCGCCGUGCCCUACUCGAAGCAGGGCGUCCAGAACUCUGUCUUUGUCAGUGCCAUUGUCGAGAAUGGACACGAGUGGAUGCGAGUCCUCAGCGCGACCGAAAAGGCUCUUCUGGUUCAGAUGGCCGAGGCAGACUUUCCCUGGGACGCCCCCGAUGACGAGGAUGACGAUGUAGAACUAGCAGAGGUUCUCGACGAUGACGAAACACAGAUCGAGGUCCUGAAAUGUGCCAAGCAGCUUUUGGCGGCCGCCCGCAACAUCCAUGGCGGAUACAGGCAUCGGAUACGUAUUGUCCUUCCCAACAUCCGUCGUGGCAAAGUUCCCGCCAUAGACAGGUUCUUGAAGGGCAUUGCAAAUCUGGGUGACGAGGCAAUUUCUCUUGACCUGGAAUGCGCCGAUGAGACCCAAACCCCGCCUCCGCCCCUCGAGAUAGCCAUCUCAAAUCUCCUCAGUCUUGGGAACAAUACAGAUGCGCCACCAUUGACUCCUAUUCUUAAUAUCGACACGUCCAUCUUAGUUGCUUUGACCACGGACAUCUCUCACAAUCAUAGCUCACAGAGAAAGUGGCGCCCCAAGAUUCUGGAAGACGUAGCGGAUGAGGCGGAGCAUGGUCCCAGGCUCCCUAAAUCUCUGUACCCUGUCCUCCGUGGCCACACGCUCGUCUGUACACGUGAGGCUGCAGAGACGUGUCUUCGAAUGGUGUACGAUGCUUCUACGGAAUCGGAAGUCGCCAGAGUGGAAAUUCUCUUGGGGCAGGAGACCACCAGGGGGAAACAAGACGAUAAACUGGCCUUUCUCGAGCGAGUUCUGAGGCAAGACGGCUGGCCUUGGGAGGAAAAGGACGACGGGGUAACUGAGGGUCGACGCCGGCGCCUAGUCUCCGAGUUGCAGAAGUUCUCUUGCCACCAAGUACCAGAUGACUUGCAGCUGCCAAUCCGCAUCAUGGAGGACUUCCGCAGGAAGCAUGUGGAAGGGGAAGUUCACAAGGGGACGCUGCCCAAGGUAGUCCUUGCGGUAGAGCCAACCCUCAACGAAACAAACUGCUCCUCGUUCCUGUUCGGCUGGAAGACAGGCCAUACAACCAUCACUUGCAACCGUCACGCCGUGAGACGGUUGGGCAAUCUCGUUAAGAAGAUGCGGUGGUCUCGAGACGCUGAGACGGCUCCCAUCAUCGCCCUCGACUGGGCGAGGGGCCUAUCCAAGAUCCCGUUUCCUGGAGAGGUUUUGGUGGAUGCUCCGCUGAAGUCGGAUCUACGAUAAGAUGCUGCCGUACUCCGGCCUACCUCUGAAAGUCCGCGUAUACCCGUAUCCUCUCAUCAAAUGCAAAAUCCGCACGGGCCACGGGCUGCUGGAAAGGGGUAAGCGGGCUGGCAGAAACAGGGAUCUAGAUGUGGCAAAAGCAGGGGUUAGUCAUGUACGUCAGCAGCAAGUUAGGUAGCAAGGGCCAGCAAACAGACUUAUAUAAAGUUAUGGUUGGCAUUGGAUUUCCUCCUACCCACCCACCUAGCUCUAGAUCCCCUACGGCCUUAUUGAAC